AUGGCUUUAAACGUGCAAACGAGUCAAAGAGUCCUUUGGGCUGUUGUCCAGGGCUCAAGACCUCCCUGUACCAGCCGUAUUUCUCGCCAGCUACACUCCACCGCCCGACCUUUGAUCCAGCGGCCUAGGCAGUCCCUCCCAGGAGUUUUCGUCGGUGCUCAAGACGUUCAUGUGCACAAGAGACGCAGAUAUUCAUCCCAGGAGCCUCAGGGCGCACCCUCCCAUGUGUCAGAGACUCCUGCUGUUGAAGAAACAACAACAAGCCGUGCUCCUGGCCACAACGCUGAAGAACGGCCUUCUGUGACCUUCACGAAACGACUAGGCAAACAGCGAACCAAAAGACCAGACAAAGAAGAUGCACAAGAUAGCAUAUCGUUAGGGAGUGUGCGUGAUAGAAACGGCCGUUCCCAAGACCAACCUGAUGCGGUCAAGUCCACAAAAGCCGGUGGUGGCAAAGGGAAGAACAAGCGGUUGCAGCUCAAGGAUCUAGCCAUUUCCAAGGAGAAGGAAAAGGAACCAUGGCAGAUACAGAAACAGGCGUUGAAGGAAAAGUUUGGCGAUGCGGGUUGGAAUCCUCGGAAAAAGCUCUCGCCAGACACCAUGGAAGGAAUUCGAGCACUCCACGAACAAGAUCCCGAGAGAUGGUCGACGCCGGUAUUGGCUGAUCACUUCAAAGUCUCGCCCGAGGCCAUCCGCCGCAUCCUCAAAAGCAGAUGGCGGCCCUCAGAGAAGGAGAUGGAAAAGAGGAGGGAGAGAUGGGCCAGGCGUCACGAUCGAAUCUGGGACAAGAUGGCUGAACUGGGUCUCAGGCCACAACGCACCAAGGAAAAGUCCCUCGAGGACCCCGAUGAGUUCGAGGAGAACCUGAAGGCGAAGGAGAUAUUGGAUAACGCACGGAAUGCUUGA
Molecule: messenger RNA, 906 nt
Organism: Exophiala dermatitidis NIH/UT8656
Lineage: Eukaryota; Fungi; Ascomycota; Eurotiomycetes; Chaetothyriales; Herpotrichiellaceae
Exons: 1
Coding region: 1-906 (301 amino acids)
Cellular component (GO): nucleus
Source: RefSeq, a predicted model, not a curated record